CUAAAAUGAUUGAAUUGAUCAUCAAAAUACUUUCUGUCAAUAGACUAAUUGAUUAAUUGACUAAUAGCUGCAGCUCUAAUAUUAACUGAUGAUGCAGUUGCAGGGUGUCAUGUCAUUUCAGGCAGAGCUUCAUCAUUUCUAAUGAAUAAAACAUGAACAAUAUCAAAGUGUAUGUUGUGACUGUUUCGGUUGUUUGUUGUUUAUGAGUUAAAACAGUUUAGAAACAGACAGAAAACAACCACCAUCAGAAUUCAUGAGUCAUAGUUAAUGUAUGUGGAGGAGACGCUUUUAUUGUGAAGGAUCAGUGCCGGAAGUGUUUCUGUUGCAGUGUUGCUGAAGCCGAGGAAGCGAAAGUGUGUGUGAGGAGCCAAUCACGGUGUGAGGAGCCGCUGAAGCUUCGUUAUCCAGAUGUUAAAGUGAUGUUGUGAUGUUUAAUGUUGAGAUGACGUCGACAACUAUGGAGCUUGUUCCUCUCGCGUGCCUCUGUGUCCUGACUUGGUCUGGAACAACGUUUGCUGAUGAACACGGACCAAGCGUCAUCACUGUGGCCGUGGAAGAAGGAAGUGACGCCAUUUUACCCUGUUCCCUCAGCAGCAGGGAGAACAUUGAGAAAAUGGUGUUUGACUGGAAGAAAGACGGUGACAAGGAGGUUUUCCUGUACGAUGCCGGCCAUCAUUACAACAAGGGCCGCACGGGUCAAGAUGAACAGUUCAAUGGACGAGUUUUUCACUUUGAAGAUGAACUGAAGUACGGCAACGCCUCCAUUAAGAUCCACAACACAAAGAUGGCUGACAAUGGAAGUUACACCUGUACUUUCCCAAGAAAACAAGUUUCCCACAUUCGACUUGUUGUAGAUCCUGACCCAGAGCGCUUUAUCUUAAAAGACAGAACAGCGGAAAAUAUCCCAGGUGCAGCUCCAAAGCCGUACAUCACAACACUUGGUGAAACACAGGACGGGGUGAAGCUGCAGUGUGAGGUUCAUGGUGCUUCACCCAAACCUGAUGUCCAGUGGCAGGACAGUGAUGGAAAGACUCUUCCUGCUGAAGAACCACAGGUCUCUGAAAGAGGAGGCAGCUACGACAUUAUCCUCCAAACUACUGUGACCAAGACCGACACCUAUCGCUGUGUAGCCACACAGGAGGAAAUCAGACAUCAGGUUCAUGCUGGGACGUAUGUUCCUGUCCAUGGUGCAGCUUCAAAACCAUCCAUCAUGAUACUUAAUCAAACAAAGGAUGGGUUGAAGCUGCAGUGUGAGGUUCAUGGUGCUUCACCCAAACCUGAUGUCCAGUGGCAGGACAGUGAUGGAAAGACUCUUCCUGCUGAAGCACCACAGGUCUCUGAAAGAGGAGGCAGCUACGACAUUAUCCUCCAAACUACUGUGACCAAGACCGACACCUAUCGCUGUGUAGCCACACAGGAGGAAAUCAGACAUCAGGUUCAUGCUGAGACGUAUGUCCCUGUCCCUGGUGCAGCUCCAGAGCCGUCCACUAGGAUACUUGGUGAAACACGGGACGGGGUGCAGCUGCAGUGUGUCGUUCGAGGUGCUUCACCCAAACCUGAUGUCCAGUGGCAGGACAGUGAUGGAAAGACUCUUCCUGCUGAAGAACCUCAGGUCUCUGAAAGAGGAGGCAGCUACGACAUUAUCCUCAACAUUACUGUGACCAAGACCGACACCUAUCGCUGUGUAUCCACACAGGAGGAAAUCAGACAUCAGAUUUAUGCUGAGACAUAUAUCCCUGUCCAUGGGGGAAAGAGCGCCGGCACCAGAGAGAUCGCUGCUUGGGCUGUUGCUGUUUUAGCUGUUGUGAUUGUUGGAGUCGUCUGCGUGUGUCACAGGAGAAACAGAACAUAUGGUUAAGAAACAUCCUCUGAAUCACCAGGAGGGUUUCAGCUCCACAUCUGCCGUUUCCUGCUGAAGUGUGUGUGCAGUCUGCUGCUUUUCUUCUUGUGUGGACCAGUUCAAGUUUUAGACCGAAGGUGUGAAGAAAUUGUAAAUUGGUGCAUUUUGUUUAGUCCAGGUAAUUUUGAAGUGAAGGUCUGGUUUAAUGACAGACUGAUGUAUAAACUGCAGUGCCUGUCUUACUGCAGCAGGACCAGGAGGGGGCAGCGUAGGACACAUAUUUCUGUCACACUUCAAACACUUAAAGCCACACAUGCACUGAGAGUUACUGGUCGCUGUAAUCAUUCCUCCUGCUGGUGACUAUAUACAACAAAACACAGAGGCAACAUCAGGCUAAUCAGGCUCUUAUUUUGAAAUUCGUCCAGGAACGAUUACAGUGACCCAUCACUCUGUAGCACGUGAUAAAACCCACACCUGUAGUUUAAAUGUUGAAAACCUUCAUCAUGUGAUGAGGCUGGUGCGUCACACAGCUUGUUCAGCUCGUUUUAAUCCAUUUCUUACUUUGUUUGAUGCAGAAUAUGCAGCUUGAUAGAUACUGCUGUAAAUAUGCUGAAGGAUAAAAGGCUGUUUUCCAUCUGCAGUCCUCAGACAGAUGUUACAUAGUCACUCUGAAAUAAUACGUCCACAAUUAUACAGCACGUCAAUCUUAAAAUGUUCAUUAACAUUCAUAUAAAAACAUUUUAAUUGAUAAAGAUAUGUACAGGUACAAAACAUGUAAAAACAGCCCAUAAUUCACAGCUGGACCAACGACACAUGAAGAUGGAGAGGAGAGUGAAGGACGUGCAGUUACAGUCCAGCUGUUAUUAUAUGGAGACAGACUGGAGUGAACAAGGUGGAGGCAGCAGAGAGUGUGUGUGUGUUAGUGCAGACUGAACUGAUGAUCAUUGAACCGUUCCUCAGCGACACUGAUAGAAAUCAUGUGUUUAUGUCUCUGACGUGUGAAGGGAGAUGUUUCCACUCUGGUGCAGCUUCCACACAAAAUCACAGACGGACUAAGAGUCUGGACGUCAGUGUUGUUGAGGACUUUUACAACCUUUAUGCUUCAUUUUUACUAUUUGCUUUGUUUUAUUAUCCAGCUCUGCUUUUUCAUCAUGUGUCAUUUUCAUCAUGUUUUCAAGUUCGUCCUGAAUUUAUUCAGAUUCAGUAGAAACGUUCACUUGGUGUUUGACGUGGACAUCGACACAAACAUCAGAGUCACUGAAGUAAAACCUGCUGCUCUGCUGUAAAUGAAUGUCAAACAUUUUGUAGCUAAAGUGAAACAUCAUGUGACUCAUCUUUUAUUUUGAAAUCAGUGUUAUUGACAUUAUUUGGGACAAUCAUGUUGCUUCUUUUAAUUUGUUAAGGUGCUGAUCCAGAGUCUGUCAGGUUCAGUUACAGUCUGAACUGUUCACUGUUGUUGACUGUGAUAUUUGAAUUGUCUCUAUCUGACAGUGAGUUUGUGUUUAUGUUGUUUAGGUUGCAACUAACAAUCAUUUUAACUAUUGGUUAAUCUGCUGAUUAUUUUCUCCAGUAAUCAAUUAAUCAUUUUAUUUUAUAAAACAUUGUAAAGAGCAGAAAUAAAUUCUCAUUAAAAUCUUCCAGAGUCUGA
Messenger RNA from Seriola aureovittata, 3488 nucleotides. Its product is annotated as CD276 antigen-like. The transcript has 9 exons. Gene Ontology annotation, molecular function: signaling receptor binding. The record is from RefSeq and is a predicted model, not a curated record. Gene Ontology annotation, biological process: regulation of cytokine production; T cell receptor signaling pathway. Gene Ontology annotation, cellular component: external side of plasma membrane. The coding region runs from base 428 to 1858 and encodes 476 amino acids. Lineage: Eukaryota; Metazoa; Chordata; Actinopteri; Carangiformes; Carangidae.